Molecule: messenger RNA, 307 nt
Organism: Staurois parvus
Lineage: Eukaryota; Metazoa; Chordata; Amphibia; Anura; Ranidae
Source: the annotation of a GenBank genome assembly
UGUUUGAUCCUGGCUUCUCUGAUACUUCCCUUCUUUCAGUGCCCCCCUCUUAUCUCCUAAUAAGACAUAUCAUGUGGAGACACUCUGCACAUGCACCAUAUGGUUGUUUUUUUUUCUUGAGAGAGAACAUGGGAUCAGCACAGGGCCAAUCAGCACUGUCCAGACAGAGGUCAGGGGUUCUGCAUCCUCCUAGAGCAGAAUAAAACUCCUACAAGCUUUAACCAGUGCUCUGCUGGACACCGGUAGAGGUCACAAGACUGCUCUAACUGCUGAUGCGAAAAUGUAUUUAGCAGUUUAUAUUUACUAA